This is a messenger RNA of Parnassius apollo (apollo), 711 nucleotides long. Lineage: Eukaryota; Metazoa; Arthropoda; Insecta; Lepidoptera; Papilionidae. The record is from the annotation of a GenBank genome assembly.
AUGGAUUCAUAUGAAAGUGUGUUGCUUGUAAAGAACGAGGUAUUCGUUUUUAAGAUACCGCCGAGACCCUCAAAUAGGGGUUACAGGGCGGCAGAUUGGAAUUUACAAGAGCCGCAAUGGACUGGGCGUAUGCGGUUGGUUGCGAAAGGCGAUGAAUUGAUAAUGAAGUUAGAGGAUAAAGCUUCUGGAGAAUUGUUUGCUAAGUGUCCUAUUGAUAAGUAUCCAGGAGUAGCUCUAGAGGCUGUAACUGACAGUUCACGUUAUUUUGUUGUGAGGAUUCAGGAUGAUAAUGGUCGAACUGCCUACAUAGGCUUAGGUUUUGGGGAUAGGUCAGACUCAUUUGACCUUAAUGUGGCAUUACAAGAUCACUUUAAAUGGUUGAAAAAGGAACAAGAAGGUGAACAAACGCAGCAGCAGAACCUUGAUUUGGGUUUUAAAGAUGGAGAGACAAUCAAAAUUAACAUGAAAAUUACUAAAAAAGAUGGUAGCGAAGGAUAUAGACCUAAGCGUGCUGUCGGUGGCAGUGGAGGAAACUUAUUACCACCUCCUCCAGGGGGAUCCCGCCUUCCUCCUCCUCCUUCACCUCAGCAUGCACCGUCUCCUGCGGAACCUACACCUGGUAAUUCUGAAUGGGGCGAUUUCAAUUCUGCAAGUGCUACCAGUCAGAAUCCAAUUACUCCAGCAAAUCAACAAAAUUGGGUACAAUUUUAA